Molecule: messenger RNA, 669 nt
Organism: Candidula unifasciata
Lineage: Eukaryota; Metazoa; Mollusca; Gastropoda; Stylommatophora; Geomitridae
Source: the annotation of a GenBank genome assembly
AUGGCGGUCUCUUUCACUUCUGAACCAUCAUAUUGGACCCACAAAAGCUCACAAGGUUAUUUCUUAGAAGAUGUUCCAGGCACUAAAGCGACUUUGAUUGGAAUCAUAAAAUCAACGUGGGAUCCUAGAGUGGUUGGAGCGGGACAGGAUGCAGCCAAGCUAAAACAUUCAGGGGUUGAGAUCAUUGAGGUAAAGAGAGUAGAAAACGCCUCCUUGUUUCAUUCAUACAACAAUAAAAAACAUGAAUUUGAGAAGAGAGGACGACCGUGUCCAGCUAUUGAAAACAUCCCCCAGGAACUAGCAGCCUUUAAUAAAACGCGCAGAAGUCAAGCUGUGAAUGAGUACUACCUAUUCCAUGGCACGGAUGAAGCCAUCAACAUCUCUAAGACAGGGUUUCAAACACGCUUCGCUGAUCCUGACAACCUGUUUGGGAAGGGGAUAUAUUUCUCCGACAGUUUUCAAAAGGCGGACCAGUACACGGAUGCUGAUAAUUUGAAACGCCUACCGUGCCUGCUGCAUAGAGGUUCGUGUGCCUGUGGACCCCAGCAACAAAGAUUUGACUCUGUCGAAAGUGCUGGUCUUCUGUUCCGAGAAUUCGCUGUGUUUGAGGGGAGGCAAUGCUAUCCAGAAUACAUUGUAACAUACAAACGAACCGGAAUACAAUCAUGG